AUGUAUCUAGUUUUAGAUUUUCUCUUCAAUGGAUUUGAUAAUAAUCUUCGCGUGGAAUUGAACGAGGAUUAUUCAAUUGAAAUUUCUGAAGAUUCAGAAGUAUUCAGAAUAACAGGAUCAAUACAUGAUUUUAUUCCACCAUCAUCAACAUUAACUAAAUUAACUGCAGCUGAACUUAAUCUUGUUUAUCAUGGUGUCCGUCAUGGACAUAAUUAUAUCAGUCAAUCAUGUACAGUUGCAUGGUCUUUUCAAAAAGAUUUUUGA
Molecule: messenger RNA, 264 nt
Organism: Rotaria sp. Silwood2
Lineage: Eukaryota; Metazoa; Rotifera; Eurotatoria; Philodinida; Philodinidae
Source: the annotation of a GenBank genome assembly